Molecule: messenger RNA, 978 nt
Organism: Aspergillus lentulus
Lineage: Eukaryota; Fungi; Ascomycota; Eurotiomycetes; Eurotiales; Aspergillaceae
Product: sterol desaturase family protein
Biological process (GO): lipid biosynthetic process
Molecular function (GO): oxidoreductase activity; iron ion binding
Source: RefSeq, a predicted model, not a curated record
AUGGAUAUCCUGGCCGACCGUCCGGCGUGUUUAAUUUCAACGCCCAGCCGUCUCUCAUACCAGGAUACAGGUGCGAUAUCAAAUACAAUGAAUUCAACACUAUACUCGAUAUCUCCUGGGACUUAUUGGGAGCAAUAUGAGGAAGUUUCCCGACAUAAUGCACAUCUCAAUGUUGUGGAGAGACUUUGGUCCGCGUGGUAUGCCUGGAUGCAAAAUGAUGUUCUUGCAACAGGCAUCAUGUCAUUUGUGAUGCAUGAGAUUGUCUAUUUCGGCCGUUCUCUUCCCUGGAUAUUCAUCGACACUUUGGGCUUGUUUAAGAAUUAUAAAAUCCAGAAUAAUAAAAUUCCUUCACUUAGGGAGCAAUGGGAUUGCGCCAAGUUUGUCCUUCUUAGCCACUUCACUGUGGAACUUCCGCAGAUUUGGCUUUUCCACCCCAUGGCUCAGUUCUUCGGUCUGUCUACGUCGGUUCCUUUUCCCUCUGUUUGGACCAUGAUGUACCAGAUCGCCAUUUUCUUUGUUCUUGAGGAUACAUGGCAUUAUUUCUCUCAUCGCGCCCUCCAUUGGGGCCCUUUGUACAAGGCUAUCCAUAAAAUACACCACCAGUAUUCGGCACCCUUCGGUAUGGCCGCCGAAUAUGCGUCGCCUAUUGAGGUUAUGAUUCUUGGGUUUGGGACCGUUGGAUGCCCCAUUCUUUGGUGUGCAUUGACUGGCGACCUGCAUAUCUUUACGAUGUAUGUCUGGAUUGUCCUACGACUCUUCCAGGCCAUUGAUGCGCACAGCGGCUAUGAGUUCCCUUGGAGUCUUCAUCAUUUCUUGCCUUUUUGGGCUGGAGCUGAUCAUCAUGAUCUUCACCAUGAGAAAUUUGUCGGCAACUAUUCGAGUAGCUUCCGGUGGUGGGAUUAUCUUCUCGACACUGAAUACACGCCUGAAGCUCUCAAGCGCCGGAGGGAGGGCAGGAUUACAAAAAAGGCUCAGUGA